Messenger RNA from Coregonus clupeaformis (lake whitefish), 1064 nucleotides. RefSeq names its product proline rich 15 like b (gene prr15lb). The transcript has 2 exons. Bases 259 to 588 code for a protein of 109 amino acids. The record is from RefSeq and is a predicted model, not a curated record. Lineage: Eukaryota; Metazoa; Chordata; Actinopteri; Salmoniformes; Salmonidae.
CAGGGAGAGAGAGACUGCACCUGUGACGUUACACCUGAGUGUCAACAUAAGGAGGACUGAGAAACUGAGUGAAUGUGAAAAGAGAAUAGGAAGAGAAAGAGGGAAAAAUAAAGUAUAAGAAAUUAAUACAGAACCUCUAACUAGGAGAGCAGUAAGAUAUGGUUGGACAUUUUCACAUCUGAAAUCCACUCCCUCUCCAGGACACAGACCAAUUCUCCAUCAACAAGGUCAAUCCCCCCUCCAGUUUCUGUCUGUGCCAUGGCUGACCCUAGCUGGUGGAAGCUGACCUUCUCACGUAAGAAGUCUGAGGCCAAGGUUCUGUACGAGAUCCCCCCAGAGUAUGGCAAUAACACUGGGAAUAAGGAGCAUUGCAACAGCCCUCAGCUCCUCACAGACCCAAUGGAUAACCAGUUCAGUGCCAGACUGGAGAAGAUCGUGGAUAAGUCCGCCACUAAAGGGCGCCAUGUUAAGGUGUCCCACUCUGGUCGCUUCAAGGAGAAGAAGAAGAUCCGUGCCACACUGGCUGAGAACCCUAUGCUGUUCUCUGAACACAGUAUCAGUGAUGAGAACCACAGGGCAGAGAAAUAGCAGAAAACCAAGUACCUGCUGUUUAGGCUCUUUUUUUAGGCAUGCACAACAGACAGCCACACCAUUCACGACAACAACGCAGCCAUACUCUUACUUGCACAAAACAUAUAUACACUCCCAAGGUGGGCUCCACACCCAAGUACACAGAUAAUACUGUACCCAGCUGAAUUAUCGCACACACCCAAAUAAACAACACUGUUCAAGGUUCAUUGAUGCACAAACAUAUUAGAAUGUGUGGUAUCUUUGUGUGGAUAGCUAAGUACCUUCACCAGUUCAUUCCUGAGCGCACUGCACUUUGGAAAAAUGGACAAUGCUGAAGAUUUCCAAGAAUAUGGCAACAAAUAUGUUGACUGUGUCUGAACAAGGGCUCAUGACCAGUAACCUGGAGUGAAUAUUUCACUGUAGUAUAUGAGAAGAAAAUUAUGAAAAAUAUGUUUAGCUACAAAGGUUUGUCUGUUAUAAAUGUUAGUUAAACA